UCACUGAUUAGCGGAGGAACUCUCAUGAAAUGAGGCGCACGGAGACAAGGGAGGAAAGUCACCAUCAGAAAGUGAUACUAGGGUGAAACAAUUUUGGUGGAAUCAUUGAACUAGGGUGUUAUUGGAGAAACCUUCUCACUGAUAGGCACAAUCACAUCUGAGAAAUCGAUACAUUUCUUGAUUUUUCGUGAUAUUAUGGCAUCAGUUUGGAAACCCGUUAAGGAGAGUUUUUGUCCCCGCAAGUCGAGGAGUAACUUGGAGGGGAGUGCGAGGUUAAUUGGAACUUGGCUCAGAGCUACAAAGGGAAGGAUACAGAGUGAAUGUAAUAAAUGGUUAGUUCCAGUUGGGGGAGGACAACGCAAGGAACAUGACGCAAAGAAUUCAGACAACUAUGACGCAGAGGAGAAUGGAGGUGGACUGAACUGGGCGACGGACGGUCCAAAGCUCAUAGGAGACAAAACGAACCAAAAACGCAGGCGCAUAGAAGGAGAAGGAAACGAGGACACGGACAAGCAUAUGGAAGUAGAGCAAGACCAGGAAAAAAUGGAAAGGAGAGUUACCUGAUUGCUCACUAGGGUGAGAGAGGGUUGAAAAUUCCCUGCUAUUUCUUAGUUUUUAUCUUACUUCGUUUCAAUUUUAUGCUCUUUGUUCCAUAUAUUGUUUCUUGUUUUGUGGUGUCGCUAAAGGAUAUGGAUAAUUUUGUGUUUGUGUGUGUAGUUGGUAGAUGGGUAGAAAGCAAGACGACUUUUGUAGUCGAUUCUAGCUUUGAAUCUCUUGCAUGGACACAUGGUCGACG
This is a messenger RNA of Cuscuta europaea, 796 nucleotides long. NCBI's taxonomy places the organism in Eukaryota, Viridiplantae, Streptophyta, Magnoliopsida, Solanales, Convolvulaceae. The record is from the annotation of a GenBank genome assembly.